Messenger RNA from Camellia sinensis, 462 nucleotides. The record is from RefSeq and is a predicted model, not a curated record. NCBI's taxonomy places the organism in Eukaryota, Viridiplantae, Streptophyta, Magnoliopsida, Ericales, Theaceae.
AUGCCAAUGAAAGGGCAAACUCGGUUUGGUGUGAAAGGGAAGCUGGCACCAAGAUAUGUUGAGCCAUACGAAGUCCUUGAGAAGAUCAACCCAGUGACGUAUCGGGUAACCCUACCGACGGUCAUGGAACAUAUGCAUAAUGUUUUUCAUGUUUCGAUGCUUCGGGAAUAUCUACGAGAUCUAUUCCAUGUAAUUGAGCCAACUCAUGUACUUCUGAAAGAUGACAAUACGUACGAAGAGAGGCCAAUACAGAUUGUUAAUUGCCGAAUCAAAAGAUUAAGAAACAAGGAAAUCCCAUUGGUGAAGAUUGAUUGGCAAAACCAUGGAGGGACUUAUGUGACUUGGGAGAUCGAGGAAGAUAUGAUGAAGAGGCACCUAGAUUUGUUCCCUCUAGAUCCGGUCACGAGCCGUAAGCUUUUUCUACUCUGUAUAUCUGCCUCUGAAGCCAACUAUGAGUAUUAA